This is a messenger RNA of Pollicipes pollicipes, 6481 nucleotides long. Its product is annotated as nascent polypeptide-associated complex subunit alpha, muscle-specific form-like. Gene Ontology annotation, cellular component: chromosome; nucleus. Gene Ontology annotation, molecular function: protein binding. Gene Ontology annotation, biological process: regulation of mitotic nuclear division; regulation of chromosome segregation. NCBI's taxonomy places the organism in Eukaryota, Metazoa, Arthropoda, Thecostraca, Pollicipedomorpha, Pollicipedidae. The record is from RefSeq and is a predicted model, not a curated record.
GCAUUCAUUUGAAAAGUUGGCGCUCGUGUUUGUGGGCAGCGUUGUGGGUACCGAUGUGUUUGGAUGUUGUUUUACCGUAAUAAAUAUCUACCAUUUUCCCUAGCUUGGAGCAUUUUAAGUGUGCACCAAUGGCGCACGGCUAUGUGGUCGUGGUGAGGCGCAGUGGAGCGGAGGGCUCUUCGUUCCCUGUGGUGACCGACAGCUGCCUGAUAGGGCGUCACUCUGAGUGUGAUGUCCGCGUCCAGCUAUCCACAGUCUCUCGACAGCACUGCCGACUGGACAUCAGCCCCGAUGGAGAGGCUCGUUUGACGACACUGGCGAGCGUGAAUCCGCCGAUGCUGAACGGCAAGGAGGUGCCGCGGGAGCAGCCGCAGCCGCUGCGGCACGGCGACGUGUUCACGGUGGGCGAGCGCUCGUUCCGCUGGAACUACCCGGAGGGCUCGCCGCUGUGGCUGGAGCCGGAGCCGGAGCCGUCGGCGGGCGGCGAGGGCUUGCUCGACCGGCCGCAGCGCCGCUCCUCGGGCCGGUCGCCGGCCGCCGUCGGCGCGAAGGCGGUCCGCUCGCCCGGUCCUGCCGCCGAGAAGGAGAACGAUCCGGGCCAGGGGCGCGGCGACGCCGACUGCACGCUAGACACCUCCUCGGCCGCCGCCGCCGACACCGCCGCCACUGCCGCCUCUGAAGGUGGCCGCCUCUUGAAGCGUGUCGAGGUGCUGAGCGCGCUCGGCGGCAGCGCCAAGCGCAAGAGGGUGUCGUUCGGGCCGGUGCUCAGUCCCGAACAGUUCAACCGCGAGCUGCCGCCCUCUACGCCGGUGAAGAAGGGCGCUCGCGUGUCGGCACGCACACCCCUGGUGCAGACAGUGAUCGUGGAAGAGACUGAGCACGCUUUGAGUGAGGCAUCCAUGAAUGGGUCGCUGAAGCGACACCAACCAAUGUCACCGGCCCAGCCGAAAGGCCCGUCGCUGCCUGGUACGCCGAAGAGAACCGCCGGUGCCAGCACGCCGCAGGACGGGCCGCCGGGGUCCGCUUCGAAGGGCAGCCCUUGGCCGGGUGCGGCCGCGCCAGGCCGCGCUCGCUCUGGGGUCACCCCGGUCGGUGUCACGCCGAAAAUGACGCCCCAGCGUCGCUCACUGUCGGCACGGAAGACUCCAAAGUCGGGUGCUGUGCUGGGGUCUAAGGUGACGCCGCGUUCGUCCAAGGGCACGCCGGCCAGCGGCCGGAUCGCCCCGGGCACCGUUAUCACUCCCGCCACGGCUGAGCGCAAGCUGGCGCCAUCGCACAGGCUCACGACGGGAACACCCAGUCCCAGAGGUGAGAUGCGGACUGAGGCCUCUGAUGAGGUGGCAGUCGGCGAAACCCCUGGCAGCGUCAAGAAGACUCCGCGUGGAAAGUUGGCAGGUGUGACGCCGAAGAAGUCUGGGGCCGCUCAUACGGGCGUGACUGUGACUGACGGCUCUCCCAAGAGUCCGCAAGAGAACACCCCUCAGAGGGGAAAGAGGUCUUCUCUUCCGACGCCGGGCAGCGGGGGCAGCCUGUUCGCCACCCCGGUCGGCGGGGAUCGGCACUCGGAGGGAGGUACGCCGCGGAGAAGGUCCGACGACCGCGGCCAGCAGGACGGUAAUGGCGGUCUCGUCACCAGUCCGUCAGCUGACUCGACAGGGAGCCCCGGCCAGCUGGGCAUCAGUCCCAGGAACGCCAAGUCCAGUCCUGUCUUGGGAAGGGCGACGUCCAACUCAAUUCUGUUGGAUUCUCCAGAAACUUUCCAAGUCGGUAGCGAAAGCGUGAGCUCAGGGGAUACUUCCCGCGACGUUGUGGCCAAUAGUUCUCCCGAUUCGAGGGUUUUGACUAAAACACCGACCAGGACCCCAAUAUCUGUCUCGAAGACAUUAAAGCCGACUCCGGUCAGAAGUCUAAAGUCGACAACACCGCGUACACCAAGAUCUGUCUCCAAGAUUUCCAAGAGUGCCCCAGGCAAGUCUCCAAAAGAAUCCACGGACAGUAGCAAAACACCUCUAAAGGAAACCCCGAAAUCCGUCAGCAGGACCUCAGCAAGCUUCUCAUUAAGCAGUCCGCGGUCGCUGACGAAGAUAAAGGCGAAGAUGGCUGUGGGAAGCCCGAAGUCUGCCACCAAGAGCCCGACGUCUGCAGCCAAGACCCCGAAGUCUGCAGCCAAGACCCCGAAGUCUGCCGCCAAGACCCCGAAGUCUGCCGCCAAAAGCCCGAAGCCUGCAACCAAGACCCCGGAGUCUGCAGCCAAGACCCCGAGGUCUACCGCCAAAAGCCCGAAGACCUCCAGGAGCUCGUUGGUCAGCCGGGGCGGUACCACGCCCAAGACGCCGGCUGGGGGGUCGAGGCAGGCGAAGCGGUCCUACACCACACCAGUGGCACCGGCCUCCAAAAGACUGAAAGAGUCGCUCCCUGUCACGCCGUCAACUGUGGGCCGGCGAUCGAAGGUUGCCAAGUCCGCGGCCAAGAGCGCCAAGUCCCGCUCAAUCCGUAAGCUGAAGCCCACCUAUGCGGACAUGCUAAAGAAGAAUCUGAAGUCGAAGUACAUGAAGCUGGCCAAGAAAUCUGUGAAGAAGGUCCAGCCGCGAGCCAAGAAAUCAUCGGCGCAGAGUGUUCCCGCCUUUGAUCUGGAGAUCCCCGACUCGUUCUCGUUCGGGCCGUCAACGACCGGCCACGCGAUGUCGCCGCCCACCUACGUGCUGCAUGGCAAGGCGGUCCUCAAGCGGGCGGCUGCGUCAGUCCGCAAGCGUAGCGCAGUAGCCCGCCGCUCGGGCGCGGCCAGGCGCGCCGACGAGCAGACAUCGCGGCGCAGGUCCGCCAAGGCCCGGGCGGAAGGCUCCGCCGCACAGCCGGCAUCGUCGCUGGAGUCGCCGGCGGCGUCUCAGAAGUCGACCCCGGCCGCCUCGCGACGCAGGUCUGUCGCUUCGUCCCGCAAGUCUGUGUCGUCUUCCCGCAAGUCCGCCGCGUCCCUGUCGCGACGCGCGUCCAGUGCCGCGACGCCGAGCAAGUCUUCCCCCGGCUGGGCGGCAGAGAAGACGUUCGACUUUGACUCGGUGUAUACGCCAGACAUUUCGCGGGACGUGUUCGUGUCGCCGGUUGGGACACCUCGCCAGCCGGUGCUCACCCCGGGACGGAUCGGGGCUAUGCUGGAGGCGAAAGAGGGAACUCCUGGCUCGCCCCGCAUGGAUAGCGCCAAGAAGCUGAACAUGACACCUCGGAGUUCCGCUAAGAAGACUAAGGAGCUGUUGACGCCGAAGCGAACAUCCGCUCGAACCCCAAAGGCGGACUACACAAACGUGGCUGGUAUCAAAAAGCUGUUGAAAACACCCAAUCGCACUGCAGGAACCCCGAAGGCGGACUACACCAACUUAGGUGGUGUCAAGAAGCUGCUAAAGACCCCCAAGGCGACUGCUCGGACUCCCAAAGCCGACUACACCAACGUAGCUGGUGUCAAGAAGCUGCUGAAAACACCCAAAGCGACCACUCGGACUCCAAAAGCCGACUACACCAACGUAGCUGGUGUUAAGAAGCUGCUGAAGACACCGGGUGCUGCUGCCAUGUCUCCUAUUGCGAAUUACACCGACGUGGCUGGUGUCAAGAAACUGCUGACGACACCGAAGACCACAGCACGGACUCCCAAGGCCGACUACACAAACGUAGCUGGUGUCAAGAAGCUGCUGAAGACACCAGGUGGCGCCGCCAUGUCUCCUGUGGCGGAUUACACCGACGUGGCUGGUGUCAAGAAACUGCUGACGACACCGGAGAUCACAGCACCAACUCCGAAAGCCGACUACACCAACGUAGCUGGUGUGAAAAGGCUGUUGAAGACACCGGGCGGUGCUGACAUGUCUCCUAUUGCGGAUUACACCAACGUGGCUGGUGUCAAGAAACUCCUGACGACACCGAGGAACACAGCACGAACUCCGAAAGCCGACUACACCAACGUAGCUGGUGUGAAAAAGCUGCUGAAGACACCGAGCGGUGCUGACAUGUCUCCUAUUGCGGAUUACACCAACGUGGCUGGUGUCAAGAAGCUGCUGACGACACCGAAGACUACAAAGCGAACUCCGAAAGCCGACUACACAAACGUAGCCGGCGUCAAGCAGCUGCUGAAGACGCCUCGCCGUUCUGGUGAGCCGCACAAUGACCUGACCUCCGUAGAGGGCGUACAGGAGCUGUUCAGCUCACCUGCCGCCCUACCUGACGAGCGCUCUCGCCGCCAGCGCGUAGGCGGCGCCCUUGGGGCCGCUGGGUCGCCGGCUGAUCAAUGCUUAGCGGAGAGCGCCACCGCUGAGCUCGAGGUGGCCGCUCCGCGCGGGAGGUCUCGUCGCGGUCGUGCCCAUUCGAAGAGCGACGAGCCGGCGCCGUCGGCGGCCGGCGAAGAAUCUACGCGGACUCUGCCUGCGUCCGUGCCGGAGGAAAACGUGUCGGAGCCGAAGUCGCGUCGCGGAGGCAGGCGAACUGCGGCUGGCGUCACAGCGGCACCGGCGGAACCCGUCACAUCCAGACGAGGGACUCGUGGCCGCGCGGUCAAGGCUGCUGUCGAUGAGAGCUCGGAGCCUGCUGCCAAGAGAAGGGGACGAGCCGGGAAGGCUGCCGUGUGGCCGGAAGCUGCACUGGAGGUCGAAGAGCCAAAGCACGACAGUGCUAGAGCGACUUCCAAGGGUGUUGAAACGCCGGCAGAGUCCCAAGAUGCCGCGAAGUCCAGCAGAACAAGGGGUCGUGGCGCGAGCAGAAGUGUGCAGACUCCAGAGCCUGCGCCACAAACCACCAAACCGAAACGGGAGAGAAGGCGAGCGGCUGUCGAGGUUGCAGUCGCUGAUGCACCGGCAGAAGUCAGCAGACCGAAGCGGGGCAAGACACAAGCCGCUGCCGAUAAAGCCGCAGAUGAAGCUAUCACAACGUCGGUAAGAUCCAGACGCGGAAGGCGAGCCGUGGAGCCGGCUAAUUCCUCUGAGGUCGGUGACGAGAUCGCCAAGGCAAAGCCUUCUGGGCGCGCGGCCCCUAAAAAGAUCUCUGUUGUAGAGGCGAGUGAAGAAGUCGGAAAGGCUUCAAGAAGUUCCACGUCUGAAAACGCACCAUCUGCUGCCGUGCCGACGGAUGUCGCCAAACCCAGGCGGAACGGAAGGCGUGCUGUCGCCGAAGAGGUGGCGCAGGACGCGACCGUGCCCGAAAACGCUGCCAAGCCCAAGCGAGCCAAGAAACGCGCUGCGGCUGAAGAGGUGGAAGAGGCCACGGCAGUGGAGAGUCAGAAGCCCAAGCCGCGGCGCGGCCGGGCCGCUGCGGCAGCCGAUGUGUCGGCAGUUCCUGCAGACACCGCCAGCACCAGCGGCGCACGUGGAAGACGAGGCUCUGCCGUGCAGAAAGAGCCAGCCGCCGAGGCGCCGAAGGUCGGCACCCGUCGCGGAGGGCGAGCGGCCGCCGCUCAGGAGGAGGAGAUCCCCGUGUCGCCCAAGCCCCCCAGGCGGGGCCGUGCUGGUGCGGUCCGCGCCGAGCGCGACGACAGCCAGCCAGCGCCGGUGGCCAGACGCGGCAGGGGCCGCACCGCUGCCGCCGACACGGAGGUGACCGAGCCGGCGGCGCAGGGCCGCGGCAGGCGGGCCGCUGCCGCCGCCGUCGUUCAGUCGCCGGCUGCCAAGGGGACACGCCAAGCCUCCAGCCCGCUACCGCCGCCGCCGGUGGAGAUGGGCCCCGAGCGCCGCGCCACUCGGAAACGGGCCGCCGGCGCACCGCCGUCGGACGUCAGCCCCCCGAAGCGGGCUACGCGAAGCCGAAAAUAAGAAUGCAAGUGCAAAUUUACCUGACUUAUGUGUAGGUGUACGCGCUGGACUUGCCGUUUAAGUGUGCGGGUGUGUCGACGUGUGAUGAUUGUGUGUGCGUGUGUGUUGCGUUGUAUGGGGAGGUUUUAGUCGUGCAACCUCCGAAUAGGAGGAAGACAAAUUUCAUGCGCUUCUCACGCUUGGAUCGGGUGCAGAUAAUUUGCAUGCCUAUCAUGGCAUGUUGACAUUUGCUGUCAUCAUUGUUUGAGCGACUGAUGUGCACUAAAAGUAGAAGGAAAGUGAAGUAGAUUAAUCUAGAGCAGCAGAUGCCCGUUGAGAAGCUGCGUGUAGGUAGGAGCCAAAGUUUUAGUUUUAAAACGAUGGCUGCAAGAUGUGUGUUAGGGGAUCUCUCGCAUUAGUUCCGCCGUAACCCGAUAUGGCUCCCUUUUCCAUUCCUUGUAGGCGUCAUUGCUGCACUGGGAACGCCGUGAAGGUAUUAAUGCACAUACCAGGUGCUCACACCACCGUGCAUCUUGUCAGGCCGCACGUGCGUGAAUACGACCAUUGCCCAUCGUGAAUAUCAAUGCCUCCAGCCUAUCCGUGUCAUUCGUCCGCCUACCCUUACCUCGUGCGUCUGUCUGUUGUAAAGCGGCUGCUCCACUCAGCCCCCUUCCAUUUCCACUGUUCUAGGUAGUAGUUUAAUAAAACAACAAAAUGUU